Molecule: messenger RNA, 1572 nt
Organism: Phaeoacremonium minimum UCRPA7
Lineage: Eukaryota; Fungi; Ascomycota; Sordariomycetes; Togniniales; Togniniaceae
Product: putative histidine acid phosphatase protein
Exons: 3
Coding region: 1-1572 (523 amino acids)
Biological process (GO): dephosphorylation
Molecular function (GO): phosphatase activity
Source: RefSeq, a predicted model, not a curated record
AUGACCUCUCUCCAGCCUCGUGUGCCCUACACGGACGAGGAGCUCCGGAAGCUCUACCCGGCGGGAUUGGAGCUGCAACUCGUCCAGGUUCUCCUCCGCCAUGGCGAGCGUACACCGGUAUCAGCUCGCUUUCAGAAUGCGGGCCUCAGAGCGUUCUGGCCAUAUUGCUCAUCUGUACGGCAAUUGAAAUCUGCUGUGCUUGAAGGUGGUGCGAACAGCAUCGGACGAUCGUACUCGACUUUAGAAUGGAAGCGGCGCCUGGAGACGUUCGGAGCGAAUGAUGAGCCCGUUAUCGCUACUGGCCCAGCUGGGGAGCUAGAUGAUGUGUGCGACAUGGGCAGCUUGACCGACCUGGGCCGAGCUUCUACAUACGAGUUGGGCAGACGUCUCCGGACCCUCUAUGUGGACCGCCUCGGUUUCUUGCCCAAGACCAUCAGCUCUACGGACUUCCUCUACUUGAGAUCUACACCUGUGCCUCGUGCACUAGAGUCUCUCCAACAAACUUUCUCAGCCCUCUACCCGACCGCAACGCGUGAAGGGAGUGAGAGCGGCACCUUCCGGGCUCCAACCAUCAUCAUCCGUACUAACAGCGACGAGACGCUCUUCCCGAACGAUGGGAACUGUCGUCGGUUUGCAGCUCUCUCAAGAGCCUUCGCUCAGCGUACGGCUGACCGUUGGAACAAAACCCAAGAGAUGGAGUACCUAAACAAGCUCUACAGCAAGUGGAUGCCACCUGACUCCCCGCGUGUGGCUGUCGAUGGACGCCCUCGUCUGUCCGGUAUUAUGGAUACCAUCAAUGCUACUCUGGCUCACGGACCCGAAACUAGACUACCUAAAGAGUUCUAUGACAAGAAGGGUCGCGAGAUCAUCGAGACGAUCGGUGUUGAGGAGUGGUACAGCGGAUACAAGGAAUCCAAAGAGUAUCGCAUGCUGGGAAUCGGCGCGCUACUCGGAGACGUCACCGCCCGCAUGGUCGGCAGCGUCGAGAAGACCACGGCUGAUGGCGAGUAUGAGCUAAUGAAGACCGCUGGUCAGGGCAACACCGCGAUUAAGUUUGGCAUGAGCGGCUGCCAUGACACAACUCUCGCCGCAGUGCUCUCGAGUCUCGGCGCCUUCGAGACCAACAAGUGGCCGCCCUUCACCAGCCAUAUUGCCAUCGAGCUAUUUCGCAAGGCCGGAACUCCCUCAACUGUCGAGGAAGUCGGAGCCAUCACCACUGCAGAUGUUGCUGCUGCGUCAAAGCCGGGAUGGUUGGGCUCCUUCUUCCCUGCAAGAGCAUCAGCCGGCAAGCCCCCGCCGAGCAUCGGACGUAAACCAAGCGAGAAGUUGAGUCCUGCUGAGAAGAAGAAGCUGGACGGCUUUUACGUGAGACUACGAUACAACGAUGAGCCAAUGACCAUCCCCGGCUGCAAGACCCCCGGAAAUCACCUUGAGGGAGAUGAGAGCUUCUGUACUCUAGAGGCUUUCAAGUCGAUCGUGGACAAGUUCGUCCCUCAGGACUGGAAACAACAGUGCAGGUCGAACCGCGACGCUUCCGCCUUCCCCGAGAAACCAGAGCCGGCUGGCUAUUGA